Stereum hirsutum FP-91666 SS1 is the source of this 916-nucleotide messenger RNA. RefSeq lists its product as uncharacterized. The record is from RefSeq and is a predicted model, not a curated record. The transcript has 2 exons. NCBI's taxonomy places the organism in Eukaryota, Fungi, Basidiomycota, Agaricomycetes, Russulales, Stereaceae. The coding region runs from base 1 to 876 and encodes 291 amino acids.
AUGGCCCCUAACACCUCCAACGACAAAAUCAUCCUUUACGACUUCCCAGGAAGGAACCCUGGAGGAGCAUUCUCGCCGAGUACAUGGAAGGCUAGGCUCGCCCUGAACAUGAAGGGCAUUUCCUACCGCACGGUCUGGGUCGAUUCCCCCGACAUCGCUUCUCACUGCAUUUCCAUCGGUGCCGAACCCACUUCUUAUUCCAUCAACCCAGUCGACGGCACAAAGACUCCAAAAUACACAUUCCCCGUUAUCCACGACCCCGCCACCGGUGCCCUAGUCUCCGAUUCAUUCAAGAUCGCGAGGUAUCUCGAUAACACGUACCCCUCGCACGUCAGCUCCUUAGUCGCGAAGAGUGGAUUCCAAUUGUCAAGGGAUUUGAAGUUUGCUCCCGCGGGGACGGCGGCGUUGCAGAUGGUAUUUGAGGAUAUAUGGAUGGCGAAGAUCGUCAUGAACGUGUUCCCGAUGCUGGUCGUUGAUAUUGCCAACUCAUCAGCCACGGCACGAGCGCGGGAAGAUUUCAGAGAGAAGAGGGAGGCGCGUUUUGGAGUGAAGCUGGAAGAGAUGUGUCCUCCUGAGGCGAGACCUGUGAUGUGGAAGAAGGCGCUAGAGGGCUUCACGCAGGUCGGAGUGUGGUUGGAUGAGAACGGUGGUGAGGGGCAGUUCGUUAUGGGAGAUAAGUUGAGUUGGGCCGAUAUAAUCAUAGGGUCGUGGCUAUUGAUGAUGAGGAGGAUGUGGGGAGAAAGGAGUAAAGAGUGGCAAGAGCUGAUGAGUUUUGAAGGAGGAAGAUGGAAAAGGUUUUACGAAGUCAUUGCGACGUGGAACUAUGUUGAUGAGGACGGCGAAGCUAGUUUGAAAGAGUGGCUCGAGACCGAGUAGUCUGCUUUCUGGUAUAUUUAUGACUAAUUGUUUUUGCGUG